Molecule: messenger RNA, 3945 nt
Organism: Loxodonta africana (African savanna elephant)
Lineage: Eukaryota; Metazoa; Chordata; Mammalia; Proboscidea; Elephantidae
Gene: HEXD
Product: hexosaminidase D
Exons: 15
Coding region: 2383-3735 (450 amino acids)
Biological process (GO): carbohydrate metabolic process
Molecular function (GO): hexosaminidase activity
Source: RefSeq, a predicted model, not a curated record
GUGGGAGCGACGCGCUCUGCCUCUGCGCAGUGACUGGCGGCCAGGCCCGAGCAAUCGGCAGCCGAGCGGCCGAGCGGCGGGGGCGGGGAGGGCGCAGCGCCUCCUGCGGGCAAAGCGGUGGGUGCCCGCGCUGGUCCCGGGCCUGCAGGUUUACAGGGAACGUGUGUUGGUAAAACAAUCCUGAAUGUCUGUUGCAGGAAGAAGUGUCCAGCAGACGAGGUUUUGGUAUAGGAGUUCACAAAGAAAAUUGAAAUGUCGGGUUCCUCACCAUUUGGGAUGCGGGUGGUUCAUUUGGACCUUAAAGGAGCACCACCAAAGGUCUCGUACCUCUCGGAGCCCCUCUGAAAUCAGAGAAAUCCUGCACCUGGCCAGACAGAAUGAGCUAGAGGUGAUACCCUUGGUGCAGACAUUCGGGCACAUGGAGGUAUAAUGUGUGUGACAACCCCCCAGUCAGGGCACAGAGCAGCUCCUCUGCCCCUAAAAAACUCCUCAUGGUGCCCUUGGCAGCCACCCCUGCGGCCACAGUUCUAUUUUCUGUCGUGAUGGCUUUGUCUGUUGAGAAAUGUCACUUAAGUGGAAUCAUACAGCAUGUAGCCUUGAGGUGAUACUGUUCGUUGACGACUUUCUCCAUUGGUUCGCCUUCGCACCUUUGUCAGCCACGUUGGGGUUUGUUGUUGGUUGUUGAGCUGCCUGGAUUUAACCUGCAUGGUCUGUCUCCCUCUCUUUCUGUGCAACUGAUGUCUCUAACAGAUUUUGUUUAUUAGCCUGGCUUCCUAAGAGUCAGCCCUCUGUCUUCGUAGCUGGAGGGUCAACCAAGGUUUGGCCAAGGUUGUAUUUAGCGCCUUGAGCCUGGAAGUCCUCCACACUGGCCUGUAUGUGGGUCAGGACACUCAGAGUUCAGCCGUUUCUCAGGCUUUGCCAGCCCUCUCAGGCCUCCCCACACGUGUGUAUAUCCUAUCAGCCGGGGUGUGAGGAGAAUGGGAGUAACCCUCUGGGGCUCUCUCAUUUGCAGAGUCUCCCUAGUAAAUUUCUGUGGGGUCGCUGUUCACCCCAGUGGUGAUUGUGCCAUUGGGCUGGCAGAAUUUGUCCAGUUUUUAUCGUCAUCUCUGGGGAGAAGACUUAAAGACCUUUCACACCACCAUAGCCAGAAGUCUGCUCAGGCUGAAAUUUGAAUGUGAACAGAACCUGUCUUCUCACAGUGUUACCACUCCGCCCAGUUAGGGUAUAUAAGAUGGUGGCAGUAGUAAUAAUAUCAAACCAAAAACCAAACCCACUGCUGUCGAGUCGAUUCCAACUCAUAGCGACCCUAUAGGACAGAGUAGAGCUGCCCGAUAGAGUUUCCAAGGAGUGCCUGGUAGAUUUGAACUGCCGACAUCUUGGUUAGCAGCCAUAGCACCUAACCACUAUGCCACGAGGGUUUCCAGUAGUAAUAAUAGCGUCUUCAAAAUCUGUCUAACUUCGGGGGGGUUAAUGUGAAUCAAGAUCAGCUCCAGGCUGAUUCCCAUGACGUGCAGGUCAGACAGACUAAUUCUGACACUAGCCGUCCCUCCCACGGCACUCUCUACUUCUCUUCUGGGUUCGAUAAUCCAUUGCAGUGGUUGCGUAGAACUCACAGAGUGUACUUACAGUUAAGAGGUUUAUUAAGUAAUAGGCUACAAUGCAGGCCUCCUUUCAGUCCCAAGGUCAGACUCCUCUUGGCCCUGCUGUUUGUUGCCACUGGCUCUGCCAGUGGGCCCGGGCUUGUUACCAUCUUCAGUCACAGCCCCUGACGAGUUGCAGCUCUUUUAGGAGUUUUAGGAGUUUCCUUGCCUCUUUGUCUCUUCUCUCUCCAGCUUUUCUUCCUAUUUCUUUCUGUCUCAAAAAUCUCUGUGGUUCUGGAUGCUUUAAUACACUCCCUGUCAAUUUCAAGGCAUGGCAUUCCCACCGGGGCCACAAAUUAACCAAUCCCCUCUCAACAGGCCACAGACACAUCAUUUGCAUAGUAGGCUUUAACUCACCUCAUUUGCAUAGUCUACUGACCAAUCCAGGGCUGCAGACCUGCAGCCCAGGACCAGACAAAAAGUAUCAAACCCCAAAUUGUUUACAGCUUAUCCAGGGAAUGUAACAAACCCUCUAGGGCAGAAUACUACAGCAAAGGUAACUCCUCAGGGUUUAGGGGAAAAACCUCUCAAGCCGUUUCUCAAAGAAUCAAGACAAAAGGCCACAUAAAGGAACUCAUCUCAGCACAAGAUUGGAAGGUAAAAGAAAGGUCACUGACAAGCCAACUGGAUUACUCAGAACCCAGCUGGGAGCAGGUUCCGGAAGACACUGAGUUUGUGCUGAAGCACGACGCAUUCGCUCACCUCAGGGAAGUGGCAAUUUUCCCCAACACCCUGAACCCGCAUGAGGCAGAGUCGCUGGCACUGGUGGGAGCCAUGGUGGACCAGAUCAUGGAGCUGCACAGGGGAGUCCGGUGGCUGCACAUCGGUUGUGACGAGGUGUCUCGGGAGGAGGGGUCAGGCACAGGCCUACCAGGCAGGCUGUGGAAGAAGCAGACUCCAGAGGCCCCUGUGUGCCAGACAGGACCCCCCUCAGGAUGGACUGUCCUGGGCCCCACCCUGGCACAGCCAGUCCUCAGCAACGGCAAAUUCCGGCACGUGGGACCUGGCAGUGGACGUCUAUUACCUUGGGGAGGGGGAGUCCUCGAGGCAGUGGCUGCAACAGGAACACAACAGCAAAGCCAGACUCUGCCUGUCCCACGUGAGGGCAGUGGCCAGCCACGUGCUUGCCCGGCACCCCACCACGACACCCCUGCUGUGGGAUGACAUGCUGCGAGACAUGCCCGAGGACCUUCUCGAAGAGUCGGGUGUGCCACAGCUGGUGGAGCCAGUGCUCUGGGACUACGGGGCCGACCUGGAUGUCCAUGGCAAAGUCCUCCUUAUGGAAAAGUUCCGGAAGUGCGGCUUUCCCCGGCAGUGGGCUGCCAGUGCGUUCAAGGGGGCCACAGGGGCACACCAGGCGCUGACCCCCAUUGAGCAUCACCUCCGGAACCACCUGCAGUGGCUGCGGGUGGCGUGGGCCGGGCCGGCUGGGGCGCUGCAGGGCAUAGUGCUGACCGGCUGGCAGAGGUAUGAUCACUUCGCUGUGCUGUGCGAGCUGCUGCCUGUGGGAAUCCCAUCGCUGGCCAUCUGUCUGCAGUCGCUACUGCAAGGAGGCUUCAGUGAUGAGGUGAAGGACAGGGUGGAGAGCUGCCUUGGGGUUGCGAGUCUGGACAUAACUGACUUCACGAGGGAGGGCGCCGGCUCCUUCCCCGGUGGCGACAUCCUCGCCCUCGUCAUGCAGGUCAGUCUCUACCUGCGGAGCUCCGUGGGGGCCCUGCUGGACGGGAACAGGUAUGUGGCUGGCUGGUUCGGCCCCUACCACCGCAGGCGGAAGGUCAUCCACCCAGUCAUGGUGCAGCACAUCCAGCCCGGGGUGCUCAGCCUCCUGGCCCGGUGGGGCACCCUCGUGCAGGAGCUAGAGGCUGCCCUGAAGCGUGUCUUCUUCCCGGACGCCGUGGAGGAGUGGCUGGAGGAGAACGUGCACCCCAGCCUGCAGAGACUGCAGGGCCUGGCCCAGGACCUCAGUGAGGCUGCCGCCCCCUUCAGCCCCGCUGGCCAGCGCCCUGACCAGGCAGGGCCCCUGAGAACACACGGGGACCCCACCACCAGACAGGGCCCUGAGAACACAUGGGGACCCCCCACCCUCAUGCCCUGACAUGGAAGCACAGAGCCACAUGGCCAAAGCAGAACCUCCCCCCACUGUGUGCAGGGCCACCUGUGGAGCCCCUGGCAGCUGGGCCGGCUGGCACCUGGGAGCAGAAAUCAAAGGGGAAAACACAGGAAAAGGUGCCUCAGAAGCUGCGCUGUGAUCUGCACAGAUUGUUAGUGCUUUUGAACUAAAAAGGAGCGUGGAAGCUAAAAAACA